GUCUCCUUGCGCGGUUCUCGUGGGUUCAGAGGGGCAGCAGGCAGGGUGCGAGGUGGUGGUGGUCCCCAGCCCCCCUCAUCUGAGGCAGGCCCGCUCUCCCGGGGUCUUGGUAUAGUGACCCCCAGAGCCUCCCAUUUUGAGUGGCCUGCAGGGCAGAGCUUGCUUCCCGGGCUGGUUGCCUCCUGCCCCCGUCUUGGGGUGCAGAGCCCUGGGGCUGACCCUUGGUGGCGCUGCCGUGGGCCCUGAGCUGCGCACCUCAGCUCCCAGUGGGGUGGGGAGGGUGAUGACAGGGAGCCCAGAGCCCGGUCAGUGUAGCCUGCGGCCCGUGAGAGCGAGGUGCCCCCACCAGCUGGAUCCCCACCCUCUGCCCGGGGUGAGAACAGCCGCAGGUCCCGGGACCGAGCGCCUAGAGAGCACUGCCCCCCGCGGUGUUGCGGGCCUUGGGCUUGGAUCCCACUGUGCGUGCGGGGAGCGCUUCCUCAGGGAGGAGGCGCGCUCGGGCUGGGGGCCGGGGCCGAGGAGCCCGAGGUGCGCGCGCAGCAGGCGGAGCGCAGCGCCCUGCGGGCCCCGCCCAGGAGUACCCGGGGCGCCGCGCGGUGGGGGCGGGUCUCUGCGGGCGUUAGGCCCCGCCCUCGAGGUCCAUUGGCUGACACCGCCCCCCGCGCCAAUGAGUGACAACUGCUUGCGGAGGCGGGGCGCAGCCACCGCUUCCGCCGGGCCAUGGGGCCGCGCGUGCCGCUGCCGCCGCUCCUGCUGCUGCUGCUGCUGCUGCUGCUGCUGCUGCCACGGGCGCUGCUGUGGGGAGCCGAGGAGGCCGCGCCCCCGUCGCCGCGCCGCGCUCAGGCCACGCUGUCGCCAACGCCCGCCGUGACGAACGGGAGCCAGCCGGGCUCGCCGCACAACAGCACGUACUCGCGGCCGCCGGGCUCGCCGGGCUCGGCGCUGCUGCGUUCCUUCUACGUGCUCACGGGCCUCAGCGGCCUGGCCGCGCUCUACUUCCUCAUCCGGGCGUUCAGGUUGAAGAAGCCGCAGAGGCGGAGGUAUGGCCUGCUGGCCAGCAGCGACGACCCCGCGGAGACGGCAUCGCUGGACAGCGACGAGGAGGUCGUCUUUGAGACGCGGAAUCUGAGAUGACGCUCCGGUCAGGGAGGCGGCAUUUCCAGCAGCCCCGGGGAGAGGACAAGAGAUGGACCCUGCUCCCAGUGUCUGGUGUGCCCCUCUGACCCUCCUGCCAGCUUUGACACGGACUCUGAGAGCCCGCACGGGUCCUGCCUCGCUCGCGCCUCAGGCCGAAGCCGCCUCGGCCCUUCGCCCAGACAGGACUGUGUCGGAUGCUGGGUGGAAAUCAGAGGCCCCGGAGAACGGCGGGAUUAUGACUGGUGCUGCUCCCCCUGCUCCGUGGGGAUGGGGCAGCCCCAGCGAACGCUGGGUGGGUGGGCAGGGCGGGAUGAGGGACCUGUCUGGGGGCGUUUUCCCGUGUGGCUGGGGACAAUAAAAGCCGCCGUGGAUGUGUA
This is a messenger RNA of Lutra lutra (Eurasian river otter), 1514 nucleotides long. It is a transcript of the gene FAM174C, whose product is annotated as family with sequence similarity 174 member C. Gene Ontology annotation, cellular component: extracellular region. NCBI's taxonomy places the organism in Eukaryota, Metazoa, Chordata, Mammalia, Carnivora, Mustelidae. The transcript is spliced from 3 exons. The coding region runs from base 721 to 1134 and encodes 137 amino acids. The record is from RefSeq and is a predicted model, not a curated record.